Messenger RNA from Mercurialis annua (annual mercury), 1397 nucleotides. Its product is annotated as ethylene-responsive transcription factor ERF113. Lineage: Eukaryota; Viridiplantae; Streptophyta; Magnoliopsida; Malpighiales; Euphorbiaceae. Gene Ontology annotation, biological process: ethylene-activated signaling pathway; regulation of DNA-templated transcription. The coding region runs from base 316 to 1080 and encodes 254 amino acids. Gene Ontology annotation, molecular function: DNA-binding transcription factor activity; DNA binding. The transcript has 2 exons. The record is from RefSeq and is a predicted model, not a curated record.
AAUCAGUUUUGUUUCUUCUUCCAGCCUCUCCCUUGUCUAUUUUGCUCUCUCUCCCCUACACCAUUACUAUUUCGAUCUGAUUCUUAAGUGUUAGGCCGAAGGUUGCAAAUUGAGACCCCAACCAUUCAAUGGUGCAGUGAUGUAAAUUUGUAUUAAGUCGAUAAAAUUGAAGGCAUAUAUAGGUAUAGUGUAAAUAAAGCUUAAAUAAAUUAUAUAAAAGUGGAUCGAAGGCAUGGAAAGAGGCCACUUCCAUCGGAAACACCGGAGCAGAAAGAGAAAGAACAAGUAGAUGCAGCUUCUUGGUCUGAAACAGAUAUGUCUGCCAUGUUUUCAGCUCUCUCCCGAGGCAUCGAUAGUAAUUCUACUAUGGUGCAAUCAGCAGCUCCACUUCCCAUAGAGCAACACCAGCUUCACCACUCUCGUCCAGCUCAAGAUCAAGAUAAUACAAGGAGGAGGCACUACAGAGGGGUAAGACAAAGGCCAUGGGGGAAAUGGGCGGCUGAAAUACGUGAUCCGAAGAAGGCAGCUCGAGUGUGGCUUGGCACUUUUGACACUGCUGAGGAUGCAGCUCUUGCAUAUGACAAAGCAGCUCUCAAGUUCAAAGGCACAAAGGCUAAGCUUAAUUUUCCUGAACGAGUUCAACCAAAUCCUGACUUUAGCUACUUCAUGGCCGCUUCUGGUGAUUCAAGUAACACUGCUGUUUCUUCUAGAGGACAGCAUCAGACUCCGGUGCCUCCUCCGGCUUCUUAUAAUAAUCUUCCUUCUGCUGCUGCUCCAGCACCAUCAUUUCCUCAAGAAACUUACCCAGAUUUGCUGCAAUAUGCGCAAAUUCUUUCCAGUAACGAUGCGAAUUUCCCAUAUUACACUUCCAAUCUCCUUAACCAGCACCCCUAUUCUCCUCAUUAUUCAUCCAAUCUACCAUCUUCAACUUUUUCAUCGCAUCAUCAACAACAGCAGCAGCAGCAUCAAGAUCAGGGUCAGCAUCAACACGAUCCGAUGGGAUACUCGCCAUGGUUCGAUAGCUCCUAUAGUUCUGAUAAUAAAGAACAUGGGAAGGACCCUAGUAACCCUAGCGAGUAGCUGUAUGUUUUCUCUCCUUAUUAGUAUAAAUAUUAUCAUUUAUUUAUUGCAGUGCUAUAAGAUGAUCGAUCUAUGGAAAGAGCUUCUAAUAUUUUUGUAUUAGAACUGAAGAUCUUCUGCAUUGUAUUUUAUGGAUGCAUGGGAUGAUGAUAAUAUAAGUCACAUUCCAACGAUCUCCUUUCUGCUAAUUUUAAUGAGGAUUGUAAGAGCAGGUCCGGACUGCAAGACAAAAUUGAAUUUGGCUCGCAGCAGCAUUUUUAUUUGUUAAAUAAGGCCAAAUCCAUCCUUAGGCCCCCGUAAUAUCAAACUUUUUGUUA